AUGUCCAUAUUCAGUGAUACUUUUAUUGACGUCCACUGCUUUUAUUACUGCUUUUAUUACUGCUUUUAUGAAGAGCACAUUGUAUGUAUGGCUUCACAGACAAAUACUGUCCAUUUCCAUGACCCUGUAAACAUCAACAGACUGCCUCCGCUACAACAAAAUGUAGACCCCAGGUGGGGUGAGCCUCUGCCUGAACCUUACAUCAAUUCUUCUCCUGGUUACAAUCAGAGAAUGGCUUUUCACCCAGUCUUUCUGAUGUCAAAACCCAGAAUGCGUGGGCUUACACAGAUUGGUGUGGCGCAUUUGCAGCUUGCACUUGGAAUUAUCCUAAACUUUUUUGGUGAACACAUUUAUACUUGGUUCAGUUAUAUCAUCUUCUGGGGACCACCAUUUUUGAUCUGCUCUGGAUUUCUGGCUGUUGCUGCUCACGGCAUUGUCUCCUCCAAGUUGGUCAGAGCGUGCAACGUCUUCCAGACCAUCAGUAUUCUCAUCUCUAUUUCUGGGCUAGUCUUAUCCUGCAUUGAUGCAUACAGUAUUUAUUCAUGUUCUGGGAAUUGUGGAAAUGUAAGUAUCACAAUUGAUGGUGACAAUUUUCAGGACAAAUGA
Messenger RNA from Hyla sarda, 606 nucleotides. RefSeq lists its product as uncharacterized. The coding region runs from base 1 to 606 and encodes 201 amino acids. Lineage: Eukaryota; Metazoa; Chordata; Amphibia; Anura; Hylidae. The record is from RefSeq and is a predicted model, not a curated record. The transcript has 5 exons.